AUGCAUAAUCUUGUUUUCCUGAUUAAGAUAUUAAAUAGAAUUAACAAAUUCUAUAUUUGCAAAUCUUCUUCCGUUCCAAAGAGUAUUCAAGAUCGAGAUCUCUUAGUUUCCUGCCUUUUGGAAAAUUUUGUUGAGAUGCUUAUCUGUUCCUAUUGCAAAGAUUAUAGUUUCGGAUUCUGCAAGAUAUCUCCCGGAAACUCUUCUUGUUAUAUUGAAUGCAUUCAACUAAGCUGCUCCAAGUGCAAUGUUAUAAGCUCUUCUUCUGAGAAGCUUUGCAAUAUUGCUACUUAA
Cryphonectria parasitica EP155 is the source of this 291-nucleotide messenger RNA. RefSeq lists its product as uncharacterized. Lineage: Eukaryota; Fungi; Ascomycota; Sordariomycetes; Diaporthales; Cryphonectriaceae. The record is from RefSeq and is a predicted model, not a curated record. The transcript has a single exon. The coding region runs from base 1 to 291 and encodes 96 amino acids.